UAGGAGUAACCAAUAGAGUAAGAUCAAGUUAUUGAUUCAAUGGCGGACAUAGCACUAUUAGUGGCGGAGGAAUACGAACGUAGGGUGAAGCCAACGGCGGAGAAUCCGUCGUACUCGGCGGAGGUUGGAUGGUGGAAUGAUUUUCCGGCGAAAAUGGUGAUGUCUGGGACUGAGGAGAAGAAGAAGAUUGAGAGUUUGAAGAGGAAAUUUGAAACUAAAUCUCAGUUUGCUCUUGCUGUCUCCAAUGGCUUCUUCUCUGCUUAACUAUUCAUCUUCACAAAUUUUCUUCUCUUUUUUUGUUUUUUUUGUUUUCCUUUAUCACAAUUUUUUUUUUUUUGGCGAUAUAUGUAUAAGAUUAG
Eutrema salsugineum is the source of this 359-nucleotide messenger RNA. RefSeq lists its product as uncharacterized. The coding region runs from base 40 to 264 and encodes 74 amino acids. The record is from RefSeq and is a predicted model, not a curated record. Lineage: Eukaryota; Viridiplantae; Streptophyta; Magnoliopsida; Brassicales; Brassicaceae. The transcript has a single exon.